This is a messenger RNA of Alosa alosa (allis shad), 2877 nucleotides long. It is a transcript of the gene kiss1ra, whose product is annotated as KISS1 receptor a. The record is from RefSeq and is a predicted model, not a curated record. Gene Ontology annotation, cellular component: membrane. Bases 411 to 1505 code for a protein of 364 amino acids. Gene Ontology annotation, molecular function: G protein-coupled peptide receptor activity. NCBI's taxonomy places the organism in Eukaryota, Metazoa, Chordata, Actinopteri, Clupeiformes, Clupeidae. The transcript has 5 exons. Gene Ontology annotation, biological process: neuropeptide signaling pathway.
UCGUCAGUGCAGCUGGACAGCCCGAGUACAGAGAUGGGGGGAGAAUGUUGCUAGGAGACCUGACAUCACUUCUUCAUUCUGCAUUCGUCCUGAAGGCCACGUGUGUGCUGGCGCACUAUAAAACCAAUCAGACCUCGGCUCUUGAUGCAUUCAGCAUAAAGGGCUCCUUUUUCAAAGAGAGUGGAAGGGUCUCCGGUGGAAUCUGACAGGCAAGCUCACUCAAAGUGUCUCCCAGCCACAGACCAUAUGCUCUGAUUUAGUCUGGAUGAAGAAGCACUGUGUGCAUAAUUCUCACCACUCUUUGCCAUACUCUCGUCAGAAAGGACCCUGAAUACAUAUAUAUAUAUAUAUAUAUAUAUAUAUUUAGAAAAAUUCCCGCUAAUAUCUGCUACAGUGCUAGAACAAUCCCAAUGGACCUGUGGAACUCGACAGAGGUUGUGUUCAACGAGUCUGUGAGGAACAGCUCCCAGGGGUACGUGGAGGGAGAAGAGCAUCCCUUCCUCACCGAUGCCUGGCUUGUGCCUCUCUUCUUCUCCCUCAUCAUGCUGGUGGGGCUCAUUGGCAACUCGCUGGUCAUCUACGUGAUCUCCAAACACCGUCAGAUGAGGACAGCCACCAACUUCUACAUAGCUAACCUGGCUGCCACAGACAUCAUCUUCCUAGUGUGCUGUGUGCCGUUCACAGCUACACUCUACCCUCUACCUGGUUGGAUAUUUGGGGACUUCAUGUGUAAAUGUGUCGCUUUCCUUCAGCAGGUUACAGUCCAGGCUACUUGCAUCACUCUGACAGCAAUGAGUGGGGACCGUUGCUACAUAACAGUUUAUCCACUGAAAUCUCUGAGCCAUCGCACUCCUCGUAUUGCCAUGAUAGUCAGCAUCUGCAUCUGGAUCGGUUCUUUCAUCCUAUCCACACCAAUAUUUAUGUAUCAGAUGAUCGAGGAGGGCUACUGGUAUGGACCCCAGCAAUACUGCAGGGAGAGGUUUCCAUCUAAGGCACACGAGAGGGCUUUCAUCUUGUACCAGUUUAUAGCAGUCUAUCUCCUUCCUGUCCUCACCAUCUCCUUCUGCUACUCCUUCAUGCUCAAGAGGGUCGGCCAGCCUGCGGUGGAGCCUGUGGAUAACAACCAUCAGGUUCACUUGCUGUCAGAGAGAACAAUUACCAUCAGGAGCAAGAUCUCUAAAAUGGUGGUGGUCAUCGUCCUGCUCUUCACCAUCUGCUGGGGGCCCAUCCAGAUCUUUGUCCUCUUCCAGUCAUUCUACCCAAACUUCAAGGUCACGUACGCCACCUACAAGAUUAAGACCUGGGCCAACUGCAUGUCUUAUGCCAACUCCUCAAUCAAUCCGUUUGUAUAUGGGUUCAUGGGGGCAAGUUUUCGCAAGUCCUUCAAGAAAACAUUCCCAUUCCUGUUCAAGCACAAGGUCCGGGACAGCAGUGUGAACUCACGCACAGCCAACGCCGAGAUCAAGUUUGUUGCCACAGAGGAAAGCAACAACGAAAGGAAAUGAGCAAGCUAUGCAGCUAUGGCCCCUCUGUACUUCCGGGGAACUGGUCACGUGUUGCAGUUUGAACACUGGGUGGCGUCCACCAGCAUCUGUUUCCAAAUCGGAAUUGAAACUGACAAAGUGCCAAAUGUGAUGUAAAAUUAUUUUAUGAAGACAUUUUAUAUCUGUAACAGAGAUGCUUGGCCAGUAGCUACUGUAUGGUCAUAGUUUUACAUACAAAACAAUACCUGUUUCUAAUAUUUAUAAAGAUCAUUAUAAAUUAAGUUCUUUUUAGAGUUACAGUAAAUGUGAGGUGAAAUUAAAACGUGACUAAGCAUGAAAUAAUUCACAAUUCAUCAAACAGCCAUCAAAAACAAAGACAAACACCUCAAGAGGGACACAAGUUCCUUCCGCAGGGGAAACAUAUUACAAGAGAAACUCUUGCUGGUGCAGUGAAACAAACAGGAAAGUGGAAUUCCAGGGAGAUUGGAUAAAUGGCCUGCCAGGGGUGAUGUGCACAAGCUUGCCGAGGAGAAGGGUGUUGGCUAAAUUAACCGUGUCAACUGUUGACUGAGUCACCGCGUCACACUCCAACACCUCUCUCUAAAGGCAGCUCCGUUCAGUCUUGCGGUGGUCCAACCCAACCCUGGUGGCUGAGGUCAGGACCAGUGUCUCUCCGGGCCAGAUUUACAUUCUCUUCACCUUCCUUGCCAUGCUGUGGCAGUGGCAGAGUGACUCAUGUUGGUUUUGUUUUUAUCAUCUAGCGAGUACUGCAGAGCGGGGUAUAUGGGACCCGUUCUUUCAUUGAUCUGUAGUCACUGGAAAAAUACUGGGGAGGAUAAUAUACUGAAGGAUGAAUAUUAGUAACAAGGCAAGCUUUACACUUUGUUGACAGUUUUUGGCAGCAAAAUAAAAUGUUUCAACAGACCACUUGUAUUUUAAUAACUUGUAAAAUAUUAUAUCUGUUAAUAUGAAGCUAUGAAAAUAGGAAUUAGAAAUAGCAAUAUAUUAUGUCUCCUGCAUGAGAAGCCAUCUCAUCUAACUUUCUCAUUCAUAUGUCUGUUCUUAUGCACGGAUAGACAUGGGCAUUUUAAUUUAAGCUAAAUGCAGGUGUAGACCUACUGAUUUUGACAGAUUAGAACUCACUAACACAUAGGAUUUUUUUUAAUGCCUUUAAUUGUUGGUUAAUAAUUUGUGUUCAUCAAGAGCGUAUAGUGAAAGGCAUAUGUGUUUGUGUGCAAUGAGGAGAACUGCAAACAUGGAAUACAUUUUUAGUGUAAAAUGCAGAGAGGCUUAUUGGUGAUUUAGUGACUGUCUAUGUCUAGCACACAUGAUGCUCUAUGUGUCUCUAGUAUAAUUUCAAGCAGUACAUUGUUCAAAUUAAUUGUAUUUAUUU